This is a messenger RNA of Drosophila willistoni, 1037 nucleotides long. RefSeq lists its product as uncharacterized. The transcript has 3 exons. The record is from RefSeq and is a predicted model, not a curated record. The coding region runs from base 246 to 797 and encodes 183 amino acids. NCBI's taxonomy places the organism in Eukaryota, Metazoa, Arthropoda, Insecta, Diptera, Drosophilidae.
UCCUCCCCAUUGGCAUUGAUACCAUUCAUGCCAUCCAAUGCGCAUGUGCAGGAUUUUGUUGUUUAUCGAUUUUUAGCAGCACAUCGCACACAAAAAAAAAAAACAGCCUGAUAAGAGUUUUUGUAGAUACCGAGCGCACAUCACGCACACAGGACGACAAAGGAAUUUUCUCAUUUGUAAAUUUUUGCCACAAAAACAACAAAAAAAAGAUAACAAAAAACGAAAAGCAAGUUUGUUUUGACAAAAUGCAUGCACGAUUUGCUGAUUGUGAUCCAGCCUCGGAUGAGGAUCAAAUUAAAACGCAAACAUUGGAGAGCCGCAUUGGGGAAUUCAAACAGAAUCCCCAUAACAUGGCAAUACUCAAUGCCAUGCUUGAUGAGGUGGUUAAUUGUGCUGAAAGGGAGGCCAAUCGCUUGGCUGUCGAGCAACAAAAAUCAUCAUCAUCCUCAUCAUCGCAACAGGGCAAGGAGAAGCGUCCGAGUUUCGCCAUCCCAGAUUUUAAGAACGGCAAGGUGGUGAAUCGAGCUCGCGGAUUUGUAGUGCGCAUCUUCGAUGCCAUUUGCAAUUGUGCUAACAACAAUGCGGCAGCAGCCACAACCCGGUUCAAGCUGCGAAGCAACACCGGUGGAGGAACAGGAGGAGGUGCCAGCGGUGGCAUUGGCAAUGGUGAACGAGAACGUGAACCCGAAACCCUGGCCCUUACCAAGAAGAAAUCCUCAUCGGCGGACGGGAAGAAAAAAUCCAAGGGUGUCAGCAUGGCCGAUGAUGUUGAAGCUGGAGUUAGGCUAGUCGAUUAAUGGAAGCAAUAAAUUUUGGUAUACUCGACCCAUAAACAUAUAUAGAAAGUAUUAUAAUCACAAAAUCAUAAAUGGAUUUGUAUGCCAUAAACUUGAUACGAAUCUGUGAGCUGUAACAAUUUUCAAAAUCAAAAUCAACUAUCAAAAAUACAUACUUAUAUAUAUGUGUAUUGUAUUUUCUGAUAACUAAGACCAGAUCCUAUAUAUAUUUAUAUAUAAGCAAGCUGUAAGACACUGCAA